AUGGAUUACCAACAUUACAGAUGCACCACUUUAGGACAAACAUUUCAGGAUACUUUGGAUGAACUCGUUCAAGCUGAAAAAAUAACUCCAGAGAUGGCUUCGAAAGCUUUAUUACGGUUUGAUAAAACCAUCAAUGAGAUGUUGGCAACGAAAUUCGACAGAAAAAUUACAUUCAAAGCCGAUCUGACCACAUACAGGUAUGUUGAUGAUGUCUGGACCAUGGUGUUGGAAAAUGCAGUGUUUGAAGACAGAAACGACACUUUUAAAGUUGACAUCGCUAAAUUAGUGGCUUGCGAAGCCCCAACUUUAAAGAAGAAAAAGAAGUAA
Messenger RNA from Helobdella robusta, 327 nucleotides. RefSeq lists its product as hypothetical. Gene Ontology annotation, molecular function: RNA polymerase II general transcription initiation factor activity; TBP-class protein binding. Bases 1 to 327 code for a protein of 108 amino acids. NCBI's taxonomy places the organism in Eukaryota, Metazoa, Annelida, Clitellata, Rhynchobdellida, Glossiphoniidae. The transcript has a single exon. The record is from RefSeq and is a predicted model, not a curated record. Gene Ontology annotation, cellular component: transcription factor TFIIA complex. Gene Ontology annotation, biological process: RNA polymerase II preinitiation complex assembly; transcription initiation at RNA polymerase II promoter.